Messenger RNA from Ceutorhynchus assimilis (cabbage seed weevil), 797 nucleotides. NCBI's taxonomy places the organism in Eukaryota, Metazoa, Arthropoda, Insecta, Coleoptera, Curculionidae. The record is from the annotation of a GenBank genome assembly.
AUGGAAGAAACUGAGCAAUACCUCGAAAAAAGAAUUAAACAACACAAAUACGACUGCCGAAAUGAGAGACAAUAUACUGAGGAUAAAACUGCACUGGCUAAGCACCAUUUUGAGAAUGGCCACAAGUUUAGGUUCGGGGAUGUCAGGAUUGUGGAUGCAGAGAUUAAUGGUUACGAAAGAAAACUGAGCGAGAUGAUCCACAUAAGUAUGAGAGAUACAGUGAAUAUUAAAAAUGACACGGAUGGUUUAAGUAGUGUAUACAGGAUAAUCUACGUAGUUGCUGGAGUAAAAAAUCCAAAACUGAUCGUUGACGACUAUGAAUACCUGAUAAACAGGAAAGACCACGCAUCCAGAAAGACUAUGUGGCUUUGCUCGCAAUAUCAUAAAAUCAAAUGCAAAUCUAGAAUAAUUACUUAUGGAAAAACUGUUAAAAUUAAUUCCAGUCAUAAUCAUCCACCUAAGGUUCCUGACAAAACUCACGCUAUUCCCCAAAGCGUUACUAUUUUAAGGAACAUAUAAAUUUAAUAGGAAUAAUCUAUGUUCUACCGGGAAAAAAGAAUCCAAUACUUAUAGUUGCCGAUAACGAUUAUGUCGUAAACAGAAAAAUGGAAGGCAAAACAAUGUGGAUUUGUUCGCAGUACAAAAGAAGUAAAUGCAAGUCAAGACUGAUUUCGUACGGAACGACUGUCAAAAUUGUCUCGAGCCAUAACCAUGCUCCUGUUUUUCCUGAUACUUCGAAAGCUAUUUGCCAAAACGUUAAUUUCCUUUAUAAAAACUAAUAAACAUUUUCAUAUACG